GCGGCCGUCACCAAGAAGGUCUUGACGAAGCAUUCCCACCGAUGUCACUUGCAAGAGUGUAUACCAACGCAUGUAGCUCGCAGCCGCAAGAGUACUGGGACUACGAGAGGUAUGACGUGACCUGGGGCCAUCAGGACGCGUUCGAGGUGUGUCGAAAGGUGGAUCGAGGCAAGUACAGUGAAGUGUUUGAAGGCGUCCACGUCGCGAGCGGGAGUCGGUGCUGCAUAAAGGUUCUCAAGCCCGUGAAGAAGAAGAAGAUCAAGCGCGAGAUUAAGAUCCUACAGAACCUGCGGGGCGGCCCCAACAUCGUGCAGUUCGUCGAUGUAGUUUUCGACGAGCAAUCCAAUACCCCGUCGCUUGUGUUCGAAUACAUCAACAACAAUAAUUACAAGACGCUGUACCCGACGCUCAAGGAUUUUGACGUUCGGUACUACAUGUACGACCUGUUGAAGGCGCUGAACUUUUGCCACUCCAAGGGCAUCAUGCACCGCGACAUCAAACCGCACAACGUCAUGAUCGACCACGAUAAACGUCAGCUACGGCUCAUCGACUUUGGACUUGCCGAGUUUUACCAUCCCAACCAGGAGUACAACGUCCGUGUGGCGUCGCGAUACUACAAAAGCCCGGAGCUGCUCGUGGGCAUGCAGCUGUACGACUACUCGCUCGACAUGUGGAGCGUCGGGUGUGUCCUAGCAGGAAUGCUCUUCCAAAAGGAUCCCUUCUUUCAGGGCACCGACAAUUGCGACCAGCUCGUCAAGAUAGCACAAGUCCUUGGCUCGGACGCGUUGCAGGACUAUAUUUUCAAGUACAAGUUGGAGCUCGAUCCGCAGUACGACGAUCUCGUCGAUACAUACGUGAAGAAGCCGUGGGAACAAUUUAUAUCUCCUGCCAACAAGCACCUCGUGUCGACCGACGCGUUGGAAGUCUUGGAUGGUUGCUCCGCGUGGACCAUCAACAGCGCUUGACAGCCAAGGAAGCGAUGGCCCACUCGUACUUUCAAAGCGUUCGAGAAUACCACGACGAGGUGUCGGAACCGAUGGCCGAUAUCGCAGUGACAGAUAAAUAGCCCCAACACGUGGAGUCGUAACGUUGCCACUCAUGACGUGGCAUGCUGAGC
Messenger RNA from Aphanomyces invadans, 1117 nucleotides. Its product is annotated as CMGC/CK2 protein kinase. Bases 42 to 965 code for a protein of 307 amino acids. Gene Ontology annotation, molecular function: protein serine/threonine kinase activity; ATP binding. The record is from RefSeq and is a predicted model, not a curated record. Gene Ontology annotation, biological process: protein phosphorylation. Gene Ontology annotation, cellular component: protein kinase CK2 complex; cytosol; nucleus. The transcript has a single exon. NCBI's taxonomy places the organism in Eukaryota, Oomycota, Saprolegniomycetes, Saprolegniales, Verrucalvaceae.